Molecule: messenger RNA, 3428 nt
Organism: Danio rerio (zebrafish)
Lineage: Eukaryota; Metazoa; Chordata; Actinopteri; Cypriniformes; Danionidae
Gene: pomgnt1
Product: protein O-linked mannose N-acetylglucosaminyltransferase 1 (beta 1,2-)
Biological process (GO): protein O-linked glycosylation; glycoprotein biosynthetic process
Cellular component (GO): Golgi membrane
Molecular function (GO): acetylglucosaminyltransferase activity; carbohydrate binding; manganese ion binding
Source: RefSeq, marked validated
GGCUUCACAACACUCGUUACCUGCAUAUGGCCAAACGUUAGUAAACCCGACAUAAACUAAAUUACAGUCGUAUUUUCUGGCGUGGCGGGACGUCGUUUCCGUGCGAAACAAAACAGUUCUGAGAUGAAGAAGACGUGAUCAAAGGCGGAUGCAGGCAGGUGUUGUGAUCAGGAGCAGCGGGCAGGACUGCAGGUAUGGACACCUGGACACCAAACCCGAGAGCCAAGCCCUUCAUCCCCCGCCAGCAGCGCAGCCUCUACCUUACUUGGAAAUACAGACUUACCAACAAAAGAGCAGUGCGAAGAAUCUGCCAGGCUAGUGCUGUGCUGUUUCUACUGAUCACAGUGAUUGUGAAUAUCAAACUCAUUCUUGAUACAAGAAGAGUUGCCAGUGAAGAUGAUGCGGCUCAAGAAUACGAUGAUGCCCUGCCUAACAUGGAAACCCCACGCAGACCAGCCAGUGGGAGGAAAGUUUUGGACAUUGAGGUGUACUCUAGCCGCUCCAAGGUGUAUGUGGCAGUAGACGGCACCACUGUGCUGGAAGAUGAGAUAAGGGAGCAGGGCCGAGGCAUUCAUGUUAUUGUUCUAAAUCAGGCCACAGGUCAUGUCAUGGCCAAAAGAGUGUUCGAUACUUAUUCUCCACAUGAGGAUGAAGCCAUGAUUCUCUUCCUCAACAUGGUCACACGUGGAAGAAUCCUUAUCUUCACUAUUAAGGAUGAGGGGACUUUUCAUUUAAAGGAUGCUGCCAAGAAUCUUCUUAAAGGUUUGGGCAGUCAAGUUGCUGUCACCUUAGGUUGGAGAGAUAUGUGGACUCUAGUUGUGAAAAAGGGAGGUCAGGUGUAUGGGGAGAAGCAUUCAAAAUCUCCUGCUCUGUCCACAUGGGGGGAUCCUGUGCUGCUGAAGACUGAGGUGCAGCUCACAGCUUCUGAAGAGGCAGAGUGUCAUUGGGCAGACACAGAGCUGAACCGCCGGAGGAAGCUCUUCUGCAGUAAAGUGGAAGGAUACGGGAGCAUUUGUAGUUGCAAGGAUCCAGCUCCCAUUGAGUUCAAUCCAGACCCACUGUCUAACAACAAUGUCUACAACAUCCCAGUAGCAGUUAUCGCUGGAAAUAGACCAAACUAUCUCUAUAGAAUGCUGCGCUCUCUUCUUUCCUCCCAUGGUGUCAAUCCACAGAUGAUCACUGUUUUUAUUGAUGGAUAUUAUGAGGAGCCCAUGGAUGUGGUAGAUCUGUUCGGCCUUAAAGGAGUUCAGCAUACGCCUAUCAGUAUUAAAAACGCAAGAGUAUCACAGCACUACAAAGCCAGCUUGACUGCAACCUUCAAUCUUCAUCCAGAUGCAGAUUUUGCCAUUGUCCUCGAGGAGGACCUGGAUAUUUCCAUAGAUUUUUUCAGCUUUCUCGGUCAGACCAUCCAUUUGUUGCAUGAGGAUGACAGUCUGUACUGUAUCUCAGCCUGGAAUGACCAAGGUUACGAGCAUACGGCGGAGGACCCAUCACUGCUGUACAGGGUGGAAAGCAUGCCUGGCCUUGGCUGGGUGCUUAAAAAGAGCCUUUACAAGGAUGAGCUGGAACCCAAAUGGCCGACUCCUGAGAAGCUGUGGGAUUGGGAUAUGUGGAUGCGGAUGCCAGAGCAGAGGAAGGGAAGAGAGUGUGUCAUUCCUGAUGUUUCCCGCUCUUAUCACUUUGGCAUCAUUGGCUUAAACAUGAAUGGUUACUUCCAUGAAGUUUACUUUAAAAAGCACAAGUUCAACACUAUUCCGAAUGUUCAGAUGAAGAAUGUUGAGAACUUGAAAAAAGAUCCAUAUGAGAUUGAAAUUCAAAACUUACUACGUGAAGCUGAGGUUCUGGACCACAGUAAAAACCCAUGUGAAGACUCGUUUAUCCCAGAUACAGAGGGAAAGACCUUUGUCAUGUUCAUCAAAAUGGAACAGGAAACAGACACAAACACUUGGACAGAGUUGGCGAAGUGCCUGCAUGUGUGGGACCUGGAUGUACGAGGUUAUCACAAAGGACUCUGGAGGCUCUUCAGAAAGAAGAACCACAUCCUGGUAGUGGCUGUUCCAAUCUCGCCGUACUCUGUUAAGAAGCCCAGUAAUGUCACUCCCAUUCACCUGGAGCCUGCACCUAAAGAGGAGGGGCCUCCUGUGGAACAGAUGUAGACCUGUCUUAAUCCAAGCCAAAGGGCUUUUCCUAACCACUAACAGACAAGGCCUGUGUCAGGCUGAUAAUGGGCCUUGUGUUACACUUCAAGCCCCUGCAAGACAAAGGGGCUGAGCGAUAGGAUGAACCGCCCUGUGCCGGAAGCAUCUAAAAACUACAGGCUCAUUGAAGCUAGAGCGAUAUUUGAGUGGAUUUAUUUAAAAAAAAUCAAAAGGUGUGUGACAUGACCUCUUAUUGUUGGUUUGUGUUUUGGAGUUUUUCCUGGGGUCACACCAUUUCAUAUAAAUUUAUGCUGGAAGGUUUUAUUUUAGAAAAUGACUGAUAGAUAUUUUAAAGUAUUACUGGUACUACAAUAAAGUGAGUUACUAAAUGUGACACAAUACUGCGAAAAGGGAUUAAAAUAUGUCGGACGUAAGAUGCUUUUAACACUACUGAGUGCAUUGGGCCACCCUGCACAUAUGUUUUAACUUAUGUCUAUUUAUUUUGUCAAUAUCAAGAUAACUAGGUUUAUUUUUACCUGAUGAAUUCAGUUUUACACAUGAAAAAAAAUGUAAUCAAGAAACAAAACGCUUUUUAUUUGUUUACAAACAAAACUGUGUACAGACAAAUAUAUUUUCAGAUCAAAAGAUUGUCAUCAUAUUUUUGAGUGUUUUUAUCGAUUUUUGUUCUUUACUGGCUGAAAAGAUUCAAGCAGUAUCUGUGAGCUACACAUUACUGCACAAUCAGAAAAUGACAGAUUUCAAUGUGUGUAAUUGGUUUUCUUUAAAUGUUGGCCCUCCAGCAAGAGCAUUAAGAUUUCUCUUUUCUCUGAGAUAGACAGGUGAUGCUGCUUAGGUGAGAUCUAUGUGUCCACACAGCCACUUAAUAGCCUUACGGUGGAAGAUUAACACUUGAAAUCAAUGCAAUCUCAGCUGCAUCACAGAUCUGCCCUGUGUUAACGUGACUUACUGUAUGUAGAGAUGCUGGUGGAAAAUUGAUUUAUCACGCAAUAAUGUCCAAAUCAUUUCACGGAGGAGAUUCCAGACUAGAUUGUUGUAAGUUUCAGAGAUCGGUACUAAGGUUGCUACAGACUUUUUACUUGUGGUGCCACUAAACAUUUUCAUAGUAUUUGAAACAUGUGCAAUACCAUAAUAGAAGUGUUUAUUAUCUCAACAUAUUAUUUUGUACUUCCGUUUGCAGAGGAUGUCUAAUAUGAUUCUCCAACAGUUUUGUAUAUCCAAGUAGUUAAAAAUUAUUGGUUUUCUAAUAUAAAAUAAAAAUGUUUUCUUAAA